AUGUAUGUACAUGGCAUUAUUGGCAACAUAUUGCUUGGAGCACAGAUAACAGAUGAUGAAUUUUCAGGCAAGCUAUCAGUGUUCUCUAGACCUCACGUAAAUACACUCACUUUGGAGGAUACAAAUUUCAGUGCCAUUAAAAUGAGAGUAACUGUCAUAGUUUUGUGCCUAUAUUUUUCUCUCGGGUAUAGUGCAGAACAAAACAAUACGUGUGGCCUAACUAAUCCCAUACAGGAUCUCACAGAGAUUGUAGGGGUUUGGUACGAAUACAAAAAGACGCCAUCUUUUUUGGGCAACGAUAAUUGCACGUCCUUUGACAUGAUUUGCCCGAAUGUGACUUACUGUGAAGUGGAACAAAUGAAUUUUAAAACCAACACCAGCAAGGACUCUUACAUUUUGAAAUUGAAUAUUUCCACUAAAAUAAUAACAUGGGAGGACGAAGUGGUCAAUAUUGCUUGGACAGAAAAAGAUUUGGCUCUUGUAGUGAGAAAAUGUGACAAGGAAAAAGAGCAACUGGCCGUCUAUACUAAAAACGUAACGCUAUCAGAUGACACAGCAGAAAAAAAGAUAGAAGCUUACAUAAAAAGUUUGAACUAUAAAGGUUCCAACUUGACACUAAUCAACAAUACACUAUGCAACAGUGCAAUGAUCACUACAACUACUGCUUUUCUAUUAUUUUCAAUAAUUAUAUUUGCUAUUUAUUAAAUGAUUUAACUGUUUCAAUAUUCAGACAUAACCUAGAAUUAUUUGUAUGAGUAGUGAAUAAAUAAUUUAAAUCUCGAUCUUUUUUUUCUCCCAUUGAAUUUGGUAGGUUAAUAACUUACAACAUUUGUAUGCUGACAAUAUGGCUUCACUGUCCAUGGCAUGAUGGUAAUCGUAUACAGAUUUUCCUACCAAGUCAUCAGCAUCAUAGCCCAAGAUGUCUUGUAACCUGGAAAAAAAACUUCAUUUACUAUUUUGUGGAAGUCUCUUGGACUUUUGCCAACUCGGUUUCUUGAAAGCC
Molecule: messenger RNA, 1003 nt
Organism: Phaedon cochleariae (mustard beetle)
Lineage: Eukaryota; Metazoa; Arthropoda; Insecta; Coleoptera; Chrysomelidae
Source: the annotation of a GenBank genome assembly